Ochotona princeps (American pika) is the source of this 444-nucleotide messenger RNA. RefSeq names its product fatty acid binding protein 9 (gene FABP9). Gene Ontology annotation, biological process: fatty acid transport. Bases 1 to 399 code for a protein of 132 amino acids. Gene Ontology annotation, cellular component: cytosol; nucleus. The record is from RefSeq and is a predicted model, not a curated record. Lineage: Eukaryota; Metazoa; Chordata; Mammalia; Lagomorpha; Ochotonidae. The transcript is spliced from 4 exons. Gene Ontology annotation, molecular function: fatty acid binding.
AUGGUUGAGCCUUUUUUGGGAACCUGGAAGCUGGUCUCCAGUGAAAAUUUUGAGGAUUACAUGAAAGAACUGGGAAUGAGCAUUGAAGCCCGAAAUGCAGCUGGGUUAGUGAAGCCGAGUGUCAGCAUUAGUGUCAGUGGGGAAACGGUGAGCAUCAGAACUGAGAGUCCCUUCAAGAACACGGACAUCUCCUUCAAGCUGGGGGUAGAAUUUGAUGAAACGACAGCAGACAAUCGCAAAGUAAAGAGCAUAGUAACAUUAGAUGGUGGCUCCAUGAUUCAUGUCCAAAAAUGGCUUGGCAAAGAAACAACAAUCAAACGAAAAAUUGUAGAUGGAAAGAUGGUAGUGGAUUGUACCAUGAAUAAUAUUGUCAGCACUAGAAUCUAUGAAAAGGUGUGAAGAAGAGACCCACAUCAACAAGAACUUGUUUGUUAACAGGAAACU